Molecule: messenger RNA, 3480 nt
Organism: Tetrahymena thermophila SB210
Lineage: Eukaryota; Ciliophora; Oligohymenophorea; Hymenostomatida; Tetrahymenidae
Product: DNA-directed RNA polymerase
Exons: 8
Biological process (GO): DNA-templated transcription
Cellular component (GO): RNA polymerase I complex; nucleus
Molecular function (GO): DNA binding; ribonucleoside binding; DNA-directed RNA polymerase activity
Source: RefSeq, a predicted model, not a curated record
AUGAAGGAAUCAUUAAGUAGAGAAGAUCAUAUUGCUCGUGCAAAGCAAUCAAAUUUAGAUUUUUCAAAAAAGCUUAAGUAAGCUGCCUUUGCUCACAUAGACUCUUUCAACUUCAUUUACGAUGAAGGAUUAAAAAAAAUCACUUAGUACUUGUAGCCAGUUGAAAUUAUUAAAGAAUAAAGAUCUGAAGAAUACAAGUAGAGUUACUUGCCCUUUAAAUCUAUGAAGGUUUGGAUUGAAAACCUCGAAAUAGCCACUCCUAUCAGAGCCGAUUCAGGUGUAGCUGAAGACAAUAAAUUAAUGCCCGAAGAAUGUAGAAUAGGAAGAAAGACUUAUGGAGCUCCUCUUUUCGCAAAGGUAGCUCGUAGUAUUGAUGGAGGAAAGCCUGAAAGCAUAAAUAUUAGAUUAGGCGACAUUCCUAUCAUCGUUAGAAGUGAUCAUUGCCAUUUAGCAAAAAUGACUCCUAAGGAAUUAGUGAAAGCUCACGAAGAUUGCAAUGAAUUUGGUGGAUAUUUUAUUGUCAAUGGUAAUGAAAAGAUAGUCAGAAUGCUUAUCCUUCAAAAAAGAAAUUAUCCUAUUGCUUUUAUCAGAGCAGGUUAUGUUAAUAGAGGUCCUAAUUACACACCUUUUGCAGUUUAAAUGAAGUGUGUGAGAGAAGAUUUAUACUCAAAAACAAUUACUCUCCACUAUGUUUCUGAUGGUUCUGUUUUCUUGCGUAUUCUUCACAGAAAGCAAGAAUUCUUGAUUCCAGCUAUCGUUAUCCUUAAAGCUUUAGCUGAUAUUUCUGACCUUCAAAUUUACAAUAAAUUAGUUAAAGGUUAAAGCAGCAAGAGUGCUAUUAGUGAUAGAGUUGAAGUACUUAUUAGGGGUAGUAAAGCAAUGAGUUUAAAUACUAAGGAAGAAUGUUUGGCUCACUUAGGUAAAAAUUUCAGAGUCGUACUCAACAUCACUAACCCAGAAAUUACUGAUAAGCAAGUUGGUGAAAUUUUCAUGAAUGAAAACAUUUGCGUUCACUUAAAUAAUAACAUCGAUAAGCUCAACACUAUUUGUGUUAUGAUUAGCAAAUUAUAUGCCUUAGUCAGUGAUGAAAUUUGUCCUGAUAACUUAGAUUCUUUGCAAAAUUAGGAAGUCCUCUUACCUGGUCAUCUCUAUAUGAUGAUUUUAAGAGAAAAGUUAGAAGAAAUGCUUUUAGGUAUCCGUGCUAAAGUUUUUAAGGAUGGUUCUAGACCCGAAGAAGCUAUUAGAAUUCCUCAUAUCGCUUACUUAAAAAAAGCCAUUGAAUUUUAAGGCUCUAUUGGAAAUAAAAUUGAAUAUUUCCUCUCUACUGGUAAUUUAAAAUCCCAAACUGGUUUAGAUCUCAUGCAAGCUAAAGGUUUCACAAUUAUAGCUGAUAAGUUAAAUAAUAUGCGUUUCUUGAGUCACUUUAGAAGUGUCCAUAGAGGUGCUUAUUUUACAGAAAUGAAAACAACAACAGUUAGAAAAUUAUUACCUGAAAAUUGGGGUUUCAUUUGCCCUGUGCACACUCCUGAUGGUGGUCCUUGCGGUUUGUUAAAUCACAUUUCUUAAUCAUGCAAACCCCUUACCAGACCUGGGUAUGAUGGUAAUAUUCACUUCAAUUUAGUAACUCUCUGCACUGAGAUAGGUAUGAAUCCUAUUGUAAACGAUUUGUCUAUCGUAUUCCCUCCUACUUCUGUUACUAUUAUGCUUGAUGGUAGAGUUAUUGGUUAUAUUGAAUCUAAAAAUGCAUAAACAUUCUGCCAAUCAUUAAAAUAUUUAAAAAUUAUGCAAGAUCCUACUCGUUUAAUCCCUGCUGAUUUGGAAAUCGGUUAUGUUCCUAAACUUAAUCUUGAAAAACAAAAUAUUUUCCCAGGUAUCUUUUUACACACUAAUGAAGCUCGUUUUGUUCGUCCUGUUAAGCACUUGAAAUUAAAUGCCUUAGAAUGGAUUACUCCUUUCGAAUAAGUCCAUCUUUCUAUUGCUUGCAUUGAAGAAGAUAUUAGAAACGAUACUGAAUACUAAGAACUCUCACCUUCAUACAUUCUUUCAAUUUUACCUUCUUAAAUUCCUUUCCUCAAUUAUAACUAAUCCCCUAGAAAUAUGUAUCAGUGCUAGAUGGCUAAGCAAACUAUGGGUACUUCUAUGCACAAUUUCCCUUAUCGCUUUGAUAACAGAAUAUAUAGAUUAUUAAAUGGUUAAAUUCCUAUGGUUAAAGGUAUGGAUCCUGAAAGUUAUGGUCUUUCUGAUUAUCCUUCUGGAACAAAUGCUAUCGUUGCAGUUAUCAGUUAUACUGGUUAUGAUAUGGAAGACGCUAUGAUUCUGAAUAAAUCAUCAUACGAAAGAGGAUUCGGACAUGGUUGUGUCUAUAAAAACUACUCAUACGAUGUUGCUGAAUUAAAUAAAGAAAAAAAUUCUAAAUUUAAGAUGUUGAAUGAAGUUAAAAAUAUUGACAAGAGUUAAAUCGCUGAAGGUUUAGAAGGUGAUGGUAUUCCAGCUAUUGGAUCAGUAAUUAAAAAAGGCACUGCUGUCUUCUAAAUAUAUGAUACUUAAAAAAAUGCUAUGAAAACUUUCUACCACAAGGACUCAGAAUUAGGUAGAUUAGAUGGUAUAGCUUUAGUCCAUGAUGAAAAAACUAAAGAACCAAGAGUUGAAUAUAGAAUUAGAAUUCCCAGAAAUCCUAUUAUUGGUGAUAAAUUCUCAUCUCGUCACGGUCAAAAAGGUGUUCUUUCUGUCCUUUGGCCUCAUAUCGAUAUGCCCUUCACUGAAAGUGGUAUUACUCCUGAUGUUAUCAUUAACCCUCACGCUUUCCCCUCCAGAAUGACAAUUGGUAUGUUAAUCGAAAGUAUGGCAGGUAAAUCUGGAGCUCUUAAUGGAAAUAUAUUAGAAACUUAACCUUUCUAAAAUUAUUAAGAUGAUGAUAUUGUUAAUUAUUUCGGUAAAUAACUUUAAUCUCAUGGUUAUAAUUAUUACGGUAACGAAGUUAUGUAUAGCGGUACAUAUGGUUGCAUGAUGAAAGUUGAUAUCUAUAUGGGUAUUGUAUACUAUCAAAGAUUACGUCACAUGGUUUCAGAUAAAGCUUAAGCAAGAUCUACUGGUCCCGUUGAUAUGCUUACUUAACAACCUAUUAAAGGUAGAAAGAGAGGUGGUGGUAUUAGAAUGGGUGAAAUGGAAAGAGAUGCUCUUCUUUCUCACGGUAUCUCCUUCUGUAUGCAUGAUAGAUUCUUAAACUGCUCAGAUUAUUCUGAAGGUUAUGUUUGUAAUAGUUGUGGUUCAUUGGUCUCAACAUACCUACAUACUAAUUUAAUGAGUGGUGAGGCUAUUGAUAGUUUCUAUAAUUACAAUAAGGGUGUUUAAAAGUCAAAACCUAAAUGCAGAAAGUGCCAAAAUGCUGAGUGUUCUAAAGUAGUAAUUCCUUUUGUAUUAAGAUACUUGACUAACGAGCUUGCUGCUAUGAAUAUCAAGCUUGCCUUUAAGCUUGAAUGA